Molecule: messenger RNA, 480 nt
Organism: Sphaeramia orbicularis (orbiculate cardinalfish)
Lineage: Eukaryota; Metazoa; Chordata; Actinopteri; Kurtiformes; Apogonidae
Product: protein atonal homolog 1
Exons: 1
Coding region: 1-480 (159 amino acids)
Biological process (GO): developmental process; regulation of transcription by RNA polymerase II
Molecular function (GO): DNA-binding transcription factor activity, RNA polymerase II-specific; RNA polymerase II transcription regulatory region sequence-specific DNA binding; protein dimerization activity
Source: RefSeq, a predicted model, not a curated record
AUGAACGCAGAGAUGCAGGAGCGUUUAGUGAACUCCACCAUACAUUUGGUCAAUGACAUGAACCUGAUGGAACUGCCUCAGAAGUACGCCUUAGUACCCAAACAACAGGUGGAUUCCCCGUUCGGAUUGAACAACCAGACACGUCGGAGCGACUCGCCCUGGGGUGGAGACCUGGAGAACGGAGUGCGCACUGCGGAGGUGAGCACCGAGCACCUGGUGAUGGGCGCACCGAGGUACUGCAGCCGCGGGACGCACGGGCCCAGCAACAAGUCCAAACGGAGGAGGAUCAUCACUGUGGUCCAACGACAGGCGGCCAAUGUCCGGGAGAGGAAGAGGAUGUUCAGCCUGAAUGAGGCGUUUGAUGAACUGAGGAGGAAAGUUCCCACAUUCGCCUACGAGAAAAGACUGUCCCGUAUUGAGACCCUCCGUUUGGCCAUCAUCUACAUCUCCUUCAUGACGGACCUGCUGGAGAAUACCUGA